This is a messenger RNA of Mesorhabditis spiculigera, 768 nucleotides long. NCBI's taxonomy places the organism in Eukaryota, Metazoa, Nematoda, Chromadorea, Rhabditida, Rhabditidae. The record is from the annotation of a GenBank genome assembly.
AUGAACGCGGACCGCGCCGCAAUUACCGAUGUCCAGAACCAACUCAACAACCAAUUUUUGCCCGCCGUCAAAUCGAUGGGCGCGGCAGGCGCUGAGUUAUUGAGGGCAUUUCAAGCGUUGCAACGAAGCACAGACGCCUACUGUACAAGCUUGGCCCAGUUGGCGCGCUCGGCGAAAGGCGCAAGCCCUGCGGCUGAGAACUAUGGGAAGCAACUUCUCGAAACGAGCAAGCAGUUCCGGGACACUAUGCAACACCAUGAACGAAGUGUGGCCAAUUUCUCAGUGUUCGCGAACAAAACUAACCGCUUCUCCACCGGCGAGAAGGACGUGCUGAAGGAAAUGGCCUCCCGUUUCGCCAAGGACGAGAAGGAGUUUUUAAAAACCAAACCGUCGGCGGAGGCUAGUGGAAAAUUCUACGCCAAGGAGCGCGAGUAUUUCGUGAAACAACAAGAGCUGCGCUACAAGUUCUUCUUCGAUCGGCACGAAGAGUGGUUUAAGACCCCACUCCCCGUCUAUGCCGCCGAUCCAAAGCCUACACCGGCGGCUCGAACAGUUCCGGUGGUCGUGCCGUCGCCGUUUUCGGCCCAGGAUUACGGUGUCAGCCUCGAGGUAAACGAGGAUUACAGCCCGAGCGGCCCCGAUCAACUCUCCGUAGUCCGAGGAGACCGAGUCACCCUCAUCAAAUCGGGGAAUCGAGGAUGGAUUUUUAUCAAAGACGCCAGCGGCAAUAGAACCGGCUGGAUCCCCGCUCAAUUUGCUUCGAAAGUC